AUGGCUCAAUCCAUGACUCACCACAUUGUGUGGAUUGUCUUGUUGAUGUUAAUAGCAUUUGCAGGGGCAACUCCACCAGGAAUUGCUAACAACCCUAGUCAUGUAAGAUGCAUGAUAAAGAAAUACAAGCAUUGUUACAAUCUUGACCAUGUAUGCCCAAUGUUAUGUCCUAAUGAGUGCACAGCCGAGUGUGUGUCUUGCAAACCUAUGUGUAUUGGCUCGACAACUCUACAGUUAGAUUCUAAAUCUCUACUUGAAGAUUCUAAAGAUAAGUCUUCUCCAUCAAAUUCUAAAUCUCCACCCAAAGAUCCUGGAGAUAAAUCUCUAUCUCCACCACGAGUCGAAGAUUCUGGAGAUAAAUCUCUAUCUCCACCACGAGGUUUUGAAUCUCCACAUGAAGAUUCGAGAGAUAAAUCACGACCUGAUCAAGAUUCUAAAUCUCCACCAAAAGAUUCUAGAGAUAAAUCUCCACUACCAAAUUCUGAAUCUUCACUUGAAUCUACACCACCACCAUUACCAUUAUCUUCUCCACCUCCUACCAUCACCCCAACUUUGCCACUUCCUACAACUACUCCACCUCCAUCUCCUCCAUUAUCACCACCAUAUUCUCCUCCCCCUACUCCAAAAAUUCCCAAUCCUCCCAUUACUUCUCCUCCACCACAUCUAUUUCAACUUCUCCUUCACCACCACCAUCUUCACCUUCACCUCCAACAUUUCCCUUACCACCAUCCAAUCCCAAUAACCCUCCUGAGCCAGAAUCUCCUGGAUCUCCUUCUUCUACACCAUCUCCAUCUAAUCCGACUUCACCCCUUUUACCACCAUCACCACCUUCUCCUCCAACAACCUCCUCACCCACACCACCACCUUCUUGAGUGUGAUAUGUCAGGAGCAGUGUGCCAAGAUCCUCGUUUCAUAGGUGGGGAUGGCAUAACCUUCUAUUUCCAUGGCAAAAAGGACCAAGACUUUUGCCUUGUCUCAGACCCAAACCUCCACAUCAAUGCUCACUUCAUUGGAAGGCGAAAACAAGACAUGAAGAGAGACUUCACUUGGGUACAAUCCAUCGGUAUCCUCUUCGAUCACCACAAACAUUUCAUCGGAGCACAGAAAACAGCAACUUGGGAUGACACAGUCGACAGUCUCUCCCUCGCAUUCAAUGGAGAGUUCAUACUCCUACCAGACACAGAAGGUGCAAGAUGGCAAUCUGGAACUGCACGAAUGGCUUCUUUUACUAGGGUCAGUGACACAAACAGUGUCAUUGUUGAAGUUGCAGGGUUGUUCAAGAUCACAGCCAACGUGGUGCCUAUUACAGAAGAAGAGUCCCAAGUGCACAACUAUGGUAUUACCAAAAACACGACUUCUUUGCUCAUCUUGACCUCGGCUUCAGGGGGAGCCAGGAUCCUCUCUUAG
This is a messenger RNA of Ilex paraguariensis (yerba mate), 1407 nucleotides long. Lineage: Eukaryota; Viridiplantae; Streptophyta; Magnoliopsida; Aquifoliales; Aquifoliaceae. The record is from the annotation of a GenBank genome assembly.